UUUUUUUUUUUUUUUUAAGUUUACGCCCUCCAGGAGCGAGCGCUUGGCGCUUGUUUGCUCGUGCAGACAUUUCCCAAGCGUUUUUGGAGAUAGUCGUUGCAAGGCGCCUGUGCCUCAAGAUGUCUGGAGAGGACGAGAUCAUUUAUAUAAAUAGGGAUAGCGACACUGAUGAAAGCAUCAGCGAUGAUGGAGAUGUACUAUUUAGUGAAGAUUUUAGUUCCGAGAUUGUUGAGGAUACAUCGAGUUUUGAAGGCUUGACCAUUGACUCUGAACUUGAAGACUCUGACGACAGCUUUGAAGAAGAAUCCCUACCUGAGAUUGAAGAUGAUGAUGAUGAUGAUGAUGAUGACGAUGGAGCUGAUGGAGAUGAUGAGGAUGAUGAAGACGAUGAAGAUGAUGAUGAAGUUUAUGAAGAAAUUCUUCCAGAAGAUUUAAGAAGACACAGCCCUAGCUCAGUGGCUUCCCCAUUAACCAAAAGAAGACGAUCAUCUAUUUCAGAUACUUUUAUGCAAUUAGAAGAACUCCUUGAGAGGACAAACAGGCAGAUUACCAAUAUUUAUGAAGCAGUUUCAAGAAUGCACGAGUUCUGUGGGGUGUCACAGAUGGAGAGAUGUAGAAAAUGUGGUGAGCCAUUAAGCCCAGCAGUGCAAGCAGUUGAGGGCCAGGACAAUCCUGACAGAAGAGUUCUUCAGCCAGUGGCAGAGGACAACCGUGAAAAGCUAGUUCCUGAUACUGACUUAGAUCCCCGUGAUGGAGGUGCUCAAGAAAUCAACACUGUCACCAUCUCAUCUAACCAGCCUGCUGUGGAAGCUCCUCUAGUAUUUCAGAAACCACUGGACUCCAUUCCAACUAAUGGCCCUAAUGCCAUGAUUGACCCAGAUAUUGUGGGAAUUAAGAACAUCAUCCCAGAUAUGGUCGCACCAUUUGUCUACAUCCCUCCCAAUUUGGAAAUACCAGAUUUUACAGAAGUCAUUAUUAGAAACAACACUGUGAUGAUGAGCAACCCAACUUCUGAGGAAAAUCAACAAGAUAGUUUCAAUCCACCUGUCUAUCACAACUUUGGUAUUCCAGUAAUACCAGAAGCUGUCUUGGUAAACAAUCCUGAGACAGUGAAUUACCCACCUUCAACUGCAAAUACCAGUGGCCACCAAAAUUUAUUUUCAUCGACUGGACCUACUACUGCUCCUGAGAUCAAAGAAGUUGUACUAGUAGAAAUGCCAGAAAAAACUGAAGUUGUCGUGGACGGCAAUAAGCAGACAGUAUAUUGCCCUGCUUUAUUGGGAAAUGUUGUUCCCCCAGAUGCUGAAACUAUAGCUGCUUCUAUUGCUUCUAAGUCUGUCAUUGAAAAACUUGUACUGGUGGAAAUGCCAAUUGAUCCAGAAUGUAUCGUGGAUGGCAGCCCUGAGAAACUGAAUAACCCCAUUGUAGUGCAGCAUGUUCAGGGCCAAGAUCCUGCUGCAGCAUCCCUUGUGCCUUUGGCAGUUGAAUUAUUGGACAAUGAAGCAAACAAUGCACAGGGAAUAAAUAACCUACUUUUAUUGGAAAAUGAUGGUGGCCAAGCUAUGCCAUGCUGUGUCUGUAUUCAUUCUGGUGUUGGAGCCACACCACAAAUCCCACCCCAAGUUGUGAAUUUCCCAGCUCCCGUGGAACGUGGUAAUGAGCAUGGUAAUGACUUAGUGCACCCUAUUGAACAAGAAGAAUAUCUUGGUAAUCCAAGAAGAAACAUCAGGCUACCAAAAUUUCAUUUGCUGACUGCAAAAAAUAAGCCAACUCCCACUUAUGCAGCCUGCUACUUGGCUAAUGUGAUAUUCUCUGAGGAAAUUCUGACUUUAAGCUCAGUCACUGAACGUACUUCACGUUAUAUAUUCAUGGAUCAAAACAAGAUGUCAGCAAUAAGAGAAUAUCUCUUGACGGUUUUCCCAAACUAUGACUUAAGGGAACGAGGAAAAGACUGGAAAGACUGUAUUUCUGCUGUUAGUUUUAUGAUAGAGAGUUUGUAUACAGAAGCAGAAAUACCCGCAAAUAGAAAUGUCAGUGUGCCCAUGUCCACAAACUGGUGUGCCGGAAUCAAUAAUGAUGCGGGUGAGGGCCCUUCUCAGUGGCUUCAGGAUGUCAGGGAGUCCGUAAGAAGAGAAAGAGUGGAUUUUGAACAUAUUCCUGAGGGCAAUGGUAAUGCAGCCAUCCAUCCUGACCAAUUGGUAUUUAUUGGAGAUCCAUCUAGAGAUAUACACAUACCAUAUUCCGUACUGAAAAUAGCAAAAACCCAUUUGCGUCCAGACCUGGCAGCCAAAUACAUCAUACUCCACUUGUUUCCAGAAGAAGUCCUAAUUGAAAGUAACGUCUAUGGCAAUAUGCAGUGUGGCCUGUUCGCCCUUGAUUCCAAUAGGAUUGAUGCUCUCCGAGAAUUUCUUCAGGACAACUACCCUGAACAUGAUCUAGAAGAAACGGGAUAUCAUUGGAAAUUGUGUGUGACAGCCAUCAACAGCUGUCUGCAAAUCCUUAGACAAGGCCCAAGGAAUGUCACAGUCUAAUCAUUCUAAUUCCUCCCAACAACUCUUUCCACGGAGUCAACCAGACAUGAAACUAACUGAUUGCACUUACCCAAUUUUUUUCUAAAAUAGUAGAUCAUUUUGUAAGUUUCCAAAGUAGUAAUGCCAGAUUUAGCAUGUCGUAAUGAUGACGUUUUGUACUGACUACCAAUUAACCAAAGAUCUUUUUCUGUUUUCAAGAAUUAGUUUGUCUCUGGACAAAGUGGGGAACAGUGUACUUCUUUCUUGAGCUUCCAGUUAGAGGAAUACUAUGGAAUUCUUUUUUUUUUUCCUUUUCUUUUUUCGGAGCUGGGACCCGACCCCAGGGCCUUGCGCUUGCUAGGCAAGCGCUCUACCACUGAGCUAAAUCCCCAACCCAUACUAGGAAAUUCUUAAAUGAUUAUUUUACCUGGUUAUUUGAAUAAGGAGUGAGAGCAGUAUACUUAGCACUUAAUGGCAGACGAAAUCUGAGUGCCUGCAACACGCAGGUAGAGAACUGUAAUUGGAAAAAUACAAGAUGUGUUAAGCAUUUCUUGCAUAUGGUAGAAACUUGGUAUUUGUCAAGUCAGUUGACAGUUUAGAACUUAGGCAAAAACUGUUGAUUCAGAAAAGACAUGUUAUCUACUUACAUCCAGAAUGCCUUUGGUGGCUUCCUUAUACAUCGUAUACAGUAACAAAAUUGCUGUCACAUUCACUUGACAUAGCCUUCCAGAGAUAAGACUUAGUUGCCUUGAUAUACUCCAGAUAGAGUAGUAUUUUUAAAAUUACCUCUUGAUACCAUUUUUAUUACACAAUUUCUCAUGUUAAAUGCCAGGGGAGCUGACAUUCCUCUUAGCAAUUAAACUUUUAAAAUGUCUGUGAGUAAUAAGGAUCUGACCAAAUUCGGACACUCAAAAUAUUUUUGGUUUUUGAAGUGUCUGGGUAAAGGUUUUAAUAUACUACCAUUUUUUCAGAUACGUUCUACUAGUUGAGUGCACACAAAUUUAAAUCUGACAUUACUUUGUGCAUAAGAAAACAAUGGUCAGAAAUUCAGAGAAAAGUGCUCUUAAAACAGUGGUUAUCAACCUGUGGGUCACAGUCCUUUUGGGGACAAGUGACCCUUUCAUAGGGGUCACAUAUCAGAUAUCUUGCUAUAAUUGGGGGUCACCAAACAUGAAAAACUAUAUUAAAGGAUUACAGCAUUAGGAAGGUUUAGGGCCAGUCAUAAAUUAAUAUUCACACAAAUAUUCAAAUAAUUAAUAUUAUCAGGAAUAUUGGAGAAAUGAAAAAGGUCCAUCUUCCUCAUGAAUAGUGUUUUGUUCUUAACGUAAGUCCCUUAUUAUAGAGAAUGUUAUUGGAUGAUUUAGCCACAGAAAUAGCCCAAUUAUUUGAAUAUUUGUGUUUAGGAAACAUUUUAUUAGUUAUAAUGCCAUCUUUUAGCUGUAAACCUAUAGAAAUUUUAUAUACGUGAAGUAAAUUUUAAAUUAGUUACAAAGUUUCUUACAUGAAACACCAGUAUAACCCAAAAUUAUAUCUUACAUGGUUGACCUCCACUAACUUCAGUAUUUUGAUAAAAAAGAGGGGAAAAAAUCCAAUGGAAAGAGAUAAUGUACGUCCAUUAAGUAGUAUAACUAUUUUGAAGUCCUGUUAUUGUCACAACUUGUGAGAGAUAUUAAUAUUUUUAGGUGACCAAUUUUUAGAAGACAUGUACACACCCACCAAUUUGAAAACUAAAUUCAACUUUUAGAGUCUUAAUAUAAUACGGUAUGUCUUCAUAAGGAUUAUCUGUGACAUAUUAGAUGUUGUAGAUAGUUGUGGUAAUAUGUUUAUUACCAUAAUAUAUGCACAAGGCUCUGGGUUAAAUUUUGGUACCAAAAGAAAAAAAAGAAAUUAACAUUUUAAGGCUCUGUACCCUAAAUAAAUAUAUAAACAAAGGAAUAUUUUCCUUUAGCUUUACAAAAUUCUAAGGGGUAUUUACAAAGGAUUUAAAAAGUAGAUAGUUAAAAAAUAUUUUAUAAUUGACAAAAGAAUUUUGACAAGAACUAUUUAGACUUACUUAUUUAAGCAAGUCUCUGCCUUCAUCAUUCAGUUUAACCAGUCUUAUAAAUAUUGAUGUUUGAGCUAACAUAGAAAUAAAAACCCAUGCUAUAAAUAUACAUCAAAACAUAGCAUUGUCCUCCAUGAAUCCAUGCAUCUAUUUGGUAGUUUAAAAUGCAAUUUAAAAAGAGGAAAGUGAAAUUACAUGCUAGGCAAGAAAUUACUUCAAACUGCAUAUACAGAUUUCAAAUUGAACUUGUCCAUUUCAAAACAAAACCACAAGAUCAAUAUUCUCUGUAUUUGAUCAGUUUUUAAGACACAUGGCCAUUGAUUAAAUAAAUCGUUUGGAAUAGUGCUCCAAUAGAACGUCCCACUGGAAUAGAAACAUUCAUGACUUGUUCGGUGUGCUAGCCACUAGGCCUAUGUAACUAUUCAACACUUGAAAAAUUUCAUGAGUUAAAUUCGAAUUUUGGGUGCUAAAAUUGAAAGGUGGGUUUGGAUGGCACAUUUGAGAUAUAUUGCCAUCUUAUUUCUGAUUUUAUAAUAGGAAGGACUUAAUUUCGAGGCCCAUACAUACUAGGCAAGAACUUUAAAGAUCAAAGAGUAACCUUCAUUUGUAUAAAAUAUUCAGAAUAGCUCCUAUUGUUUGAGAUAUAACAUGUAUAUCUUCUGUGAAAAUCUUAUGUUGCAAGAUAAUACUUGCAUGAUGAUACUGAAUAUUUUAUUGUACACUUG
Rattus norvegicus (Norway rat) is the source of this 5279-nucleotide messenger RNA. The record is from RefSeq and is a predicted model, not a curated record. Lineage: Eukaryota; Metazoa; Chordata; Mammalia; Rodentia; Muridae.